CUUCAUUCACCCACGUGUGGUGAAAGAAGCCCCCUUACCCUUGACAGGGUCUCCGACUCCCAUCUCUGUCACCCUAGGGGAUGACAAGACUUGGCGCUUCUUCGAUCAGACAGUCACCGACCUCCCUUUCUUCCUCACUCUCGAGCCGACUGAUCGUCCCCCGACGUCUCGUCGCCACCGCUCCUCUGCACAUUUCGAUGUGAUGGAGACGGGGUACGACUUCAUUCUCGGUACUCCGUGGUCUCGUCGGUUCCACAACACCGAGGCUGAUUGGGCGACCAACACUCUCGUUCUCAAAACGAAGUGUGGACAGACGUAUCGCGUACCUUUCAUAGGUACCACCGCGACACCACACCCCGAUUCUCCUCCCUCGGAGCCUUUCGUGCCCACACCAUCUCCUACUAUCACCGUCACCUCGCCUCGGCAGUUCGCCCACUUCAUCCGACAGGACGACGUUACCUUCUUUACGGUGAACGUUACGGAUCUCCUGCACUAUGAUCCACCCUGUCCCGACGCUGAGCUCAUCUCUCUGGAGCCAGAUCCUGCUUCUAUCUCCAUGGCUCUCAUCUCUACUUCCCUCCCUCCGUCGUCCGUCAAGUCCACCCCGUCGUCGCGCGCCGACGCUGACGCUAAGGAACUCGCACGCUAUACGGCCGACCUAGAGCCCGCAGUUCGUGACCUCAUUCGAGAGUACCACGACGUUUUCCCAUCGUCGUUCUCGUACGCCGGCAUCCCACCGAUGCGCGACAUCGAGCACUCCAUCCAGUUGGUGCCUGACUAUCGUGUUCACCACCAGGCACCCUACAGACUCUCGAUCCCCGAGGCCAUCGAACUCAAGGGUCAACUUGAGGAGCUCCUGAGACUGGGUUUCAUUAAACCCAGCAAGUCCCCGUGGGGUGCACCUGUCCUCUUUGCUUGCAAAGCGGAUGGAACUCUCCGUCUCUACAUCGACUAUCGCGGUCUCAACCGCUACACGGUUAAGAACAACUACCCCAUGCCUCGUUCCGACGAGCUGUUCGACUGCCUAGCAGGCAACCGCUUCUUUACGAAGAUCGAUCUUCGUAACGGUUACCAUCAGAUUUGUGUCGCUGCAGCGGACCAGCCGAAGACAGCGUUCCGAAUGCGCUUCGGCCACUACGAGUUUACGGUGAUGCCAUUCGGCCUCACCAACGCACCCGUUACCUUCCAGAGGGCGAUGAACGACAUGUUCAGGGACAUCCUGGAGCAGUACGUUCUCGUCUACCUCGACGAUAUCCUCAUCUACAGUCGUACUCUUGAGGAGCAUCUUAGACACUUCCGCGAUGUCCUUAACCGCUUGCGUAGACAUGGCUUCUACGCCAAGCUGAGCAAGUGCCGCUUUGCCCAGCACAAAGUGAAUUUCUGAGGACACUGCGUGUCUGACCAGGGUCUCCACAUGGACGACGUGAAGAUCACUGCUAUUGCAAAAUGACCCGUACCCAUAGCUUUCU
Messenger RNA from Chara braunii, 1469 nucleotides. NCBI's taxonomy places the organism in Eukaryota, Viridiplantae, Streptophyta, Charophyceae, Charales, Characeae. The record is from the annotation of a GenBank genome assembly.